Folsomia candida is the source of this 1568-nucleotide messenger RNA. RefSeq lists its product as uncharacterized. NCBI's taxonomy places the organism in Eukaryota, Metazoa, Arthropoda, Collembola, Entomobryomorpha, Isotomidae. The transcript is spliced from 5 exons. Bases 69 to 1154 code for a protein of 361 amino acids. The record is from RefSeq and is a predicted model, not a curated record.
CCAGACAGCUCUGCUUUAAAGAUUGCCAUUAAAUCAUCGAUUCUCCCGUCUAAAAAUUAUUUAUUGUCAUGGAAACGAUCAACCCAGUUGAACAAGCUGCCCCCGACAACUAUACUGACACGGCCAUGUCGGAAGCUUUGAUGAAUCCGUUGGUUCUCGACCUCAUAUUCGCCAAACUAAGCGUCCGCGGCUUGAAAACGUGUCGCCUCGUGUGCCGUGAGUGGGCCGAUGUCGGCGUCAAUUUACUCGCCAAGCGGACCUUCCUCCAACUCCAUAAGCUCUUCCGGUACGACGAUGCAUCCAAGUUAUUCCAGGUGAACCACGUGGAUUCCAAAUUAACCCAGCGCCUUAUCAUCUACAACACCUUGUUCCCCUCCAUUCCGACCAACGAUAAGACCAGCGUCCUCACUGAAGCGAUAAGAAUGCUAGAUUCGACAAAAAUCCAAAACAUUUCCGUUUUCUUUAAACCCCAGAAAUUUAGGGGUCUCCAAAUCCCCAAAGGUAAAGUUCAGCCGUGUCGACUCCUCCCAAUUCUGAGUAACUUGACUUCCAUCAAGUUCGAGCUUUUCGGAAUUAUUCGAGAAAAAACGAGGAACUCGUUUCACCCUGUGCUCCAAAUUUUGAUCGACGCUGCACCAAACUUGACCUCUUUGGAUGUUUCGGGAUCAUUCUAUCCGAAUUUGGAGGGUUGUAAAAAGCUCAAGAUUUUGAAACUCUUUAACGUGAAGUGUGCCGAUACUAGAAUAUGUCCUAAGCUGGACGUGGCCGCGGUGACGAGAAUGUUAGCACAGGUGAAGGACUCCCUGGAGGAGAUGGAAUUGCGCCACAUCGGGGGUGUCGUUUCUCAGCACCAUAAUCUUGAGGUUCCAGUCAUGUCGCAACUCGCCUCUCUCACCCUCAACCCGGCUCAUUUGAAUUUAAGCCACGCCCUUUUUGACGGAAAGCAUCUCCCAAAACUGAACCACCUCGAGUUAAACGACUAUUUUGACGUCUCACCCGAUUUGUCGACCCAUUUGGACGUGUGGGGGCGACACGAAGGCGUUGUCUCUCUCUCGCUCCGACUGGAUCAUUACGGGCUGAACGAUGCCAUCGAGGGAAAGCUUGUCCAAUUAUUUCCCUCCGUUAAGAAGUUAUACUUUCCACAGUACGGAUGACACCCAAAGGAUGGCACACUUCGAAAUGUGGGAUCUAGAACAGGCCUGCGUAACCGGAGACGGUGGAAGGUUUGGCCUGGAUGCAUUUCCCUUGCUUAUCGGAGCCCUUAAGAACAUAUCAAAGUGGAAAGGCGUUAAACGCUUCGGCUUCAAUAACACUUGCUUCACGUAUGACAACUUCGUUCGCCACGUUGAAGACCUCGUCGAGUAUAGUGCAAGUUUUAAACGGGUAGAACUCUCGGGUUAUGUGGAACCGGGAAUUUUGGAAUUACUUCGACCCAUGCUUGCAGCUCGUGGUGCAGUCCUUGAUUUAUCUGGAUAUAUGUUGAGUAUACAUCAAACGUAAAUAUGUACGGAGUUUCGUACCAAUGUUUAAUUUUGAACGGCAAGACGUUCACUUUUUUUAUGAUACAA